AUGCUCUUUCUCGCCUCCUUUGCGGCAAUUCUGCUGACCACCACGGUCGCUGCGUUGCAGAGCCCCCAUCGCAAGGCAACAUCUUUAAGAAACUCCCCCAAGUCUCUGCACAAGAGAGAAGCAACGCAUGCAAUUUCGUCAGAAUUGAGUUAUUUGAAUAAAAAAACCGAGAAAUUUCUUGUCAACGGCACAAACUUUCCACAGGUGCCAUUUGACAUAGGUGAGAGCUACUCUGGGCUCUUAUCCAACACUCCUCAUGGCAAUUCAAGUCUGUUCUUUUGGUUUUUUCCUUCCAGUAAUCCUGCUGCCGAUCGAGAGAUCACCAUCUGGCUGAACGGUGGUCCUGGGUGCAGCUCUUUAGAUGGGUUACUCCAGGAGAAUGGACCUUUUCUGUGGCAGUCUGGGACGUAUGCGCCCGUUCGAAAUCCUUAUUCUUGGACAAACCUGACCAAUGUUGUCUACAUUGACCAGCCAGCCGGGACUGGCUUGUCUCCUGGACCGGCGACCGUGCAGGAUGAGAUUGAUGUUUCCAAUCAAUUCAAUGACUUCUGGAGAAGGUUUAUUGAAACAUUCAGCAUGCAAGGCUACAAGGUUUAUAUCACUGGAGAGAGCUACGCGGGACAAUACAUACCCUACUUGGCAGCUGGAAUGCUGGAUCAAAAUGACACGACCCACUUCAAUCUCAAGGGUAUUCAAAUCAAUGACCCAUCCAUCAAUGACGAUAGCGUGAUGAUUUAUGCCCCUGCGGUCGCGGCGUUGAAUUAUUUUGACCGUGUUUUUGGCUUGAAUGAUACAUUCAUGACCGAUAUAAACCGGAAAUCUGAAAUUUGUGGAUACAACAAGUUCCUUGAAGCAGCUUUAACUUUCCCACCGCCAAAGGACUUCCCGAUUGCCCCAGAACCAUACAAAGAUGGCUGUGAUCUAUGGGACCAGAUUGUGAAGGCAGCAACCUACGUGAAUCCGUGCUUCAACAUGUAUCACCUGACAGACUUCUGUCCUUUCUUGUGGGAUGAAAUGGGCUUCCCCUCGCUGGCCGGUGGUCCGAACAACUAUUUCAACCAGACUGCUGUCCAACAGGCGCUCCAUGUUCCCAUCACUGACUACGCAGUUUGUGGUGGCGACAUUUUUCCGAACGGUGAUGGAUCAGUCCCCAGUGCGCUAGGCCCACUCCCAAGUGUUAUUGAACGCACCAAUAACGUAGUUCUGGGCCAUGGAUGGCUUGACUACUUGUUGUUCAUGAAUGGUAGCUUGGCUACAAUUCAGAAUAUGACAUGGAAUGGCAAGCAGGGGUUCCAGCACGCACCGACCGAGCCGCUUUUCGUGCCAUAUACCGAUGCCUUGAAUGCAGACGCCAAUGGGAAUGUACAAGCUCCUUAUACUGCUGAUGCGGGCGCUGGAAUCUUGGGAACUGCCCAUACAGAGCGCGGCCUCACAUUCUCCACCGUUUACGGCUCCGGGCACGAAAUCCCGCAGUACGUUCCUGGUGCCGCUUACCGACAGCUUGAGUUUCUGCUCGGCAGAAUCAAGAAUCUCCAGGAAAGGGGCUCAUACACAACUCAGUAG
Penicillium longicatenatum is the source of this 1563-nucleotide messenger RNA. RefSeq lists its product as uncharacterized. Gene Ontology annotation, molecular function: serine-type carboxypeptidase activity. Gene Ontology annotation, biological process: proteolysis. Bases 1 to 1563 code for a protein of 520 amino acids. The transcript is spliced from 4 exons. NCBI's taxonomy places the organism in Eukaryota, Fungi, Ascomycota, Eurotiomycetes, Eurotiales, Aspergillaceae. The record is from RefSeq and is a predicted model, not a curated record.